AUGGCUGCCGGCCGCAGAUCUGCCCGCAACAAGGGCCCCAGGGCGGUGUACACUGAGGAUCCCUUCGUAUCAGCAGGAAUAAGCGAUGAAUCGAGCUCCGAGAAGCCAGAAAAGCCAUCUAAAAAGAAAGCAAAGAAAUGGGAAGAUCAUGGAUCGGAUGAAGAGUUCGUCGCAGGCCCAGAGCCCGAUGUUGUUGAUGAAGAGGAAGUGAACGAAGUCGAAGAAGAGGAAGAAAUCGAAGAAGAAGACGACAUGGAUGGAGAGGACGACGAUGCUAUGGACGUAGAUGAGAUCGCAAGUACUCCCAAGAGCAAAAGGAAAGCUCCCGCCUCAAAACUUCGAAAACAGACGACAACUCAAAAAGCUCAGACAACCCAAGAAACUCUGGCCCCAUCAUCCUCAUCUGUGGCUGAGUUUCACCAUAGAGGCAUUUUGGAUUCUCGAGAUCAAGUUUCAAAGUUCAUGCACUACAACUUGACCUAUGGCUCUGAUGACCGUGAUUUGGGUCUCACAAUUCACCAGCGCGGUCGAUGGCGAUGGGGACGAGACUCUACUUACCCAACCCGUAUCUCUCUAGAACAGACCCAUGGAGAGUCCGAUUCACCAUUCGGUCAAACCCUUGGUGUUGCUCCGGAAGAUGUCGAAAGAGAAAGAAAAGAAGGAUGGGCAUGGUACUACGACGAGGAGAUCGGUGAAAAAUUUCGGAAGAGACAGCGAGUCGACAAGAAAUUGAAAGAGGCUGAAGCACGCCGAGAAUAUCUACCACAGCCAAAGGAAAAAUCUCAUACAGUACUUCUGGGGCCCGCAAAUGACCAGCAGGCCUUCCAACUUGGUUAUCACGAGGCUAUGAAUGUCAGCCAGGCCUGGGAGGAACAACAGCCCAACAGCUCGGAUCAAACAGGAACCAAGCUCCACGAAGGCUGGCUGAUCAAUAUUGGACAGAAGAUUCAGUGCAUGGCAUGGGCUCCUAAUCAGGACGAUCUACCACAGUAUCUGGCCGUGGCUGCCCCGAUCACAGAAGAUCAAAUGAAGAAAUACAUGAACCCUGAGAGUGACCCCAUCACAUCAUUUGUUCCCUCGCCCCCUUAUCCCGCCGCUCUUCAAUUAUGGGAAUUCAUGUCUAAAAAAGCUGGUACCAUGACCAACACUAUCGACAUGAAUGUCGAACCACAUCUUCGUCUCAUCUUAUGUACUGAAUGGGGGCAUUUGCGGCAAAUGGCCUGGUGUCCUAUGGGACGAGAAAGGCGAGGUAAGGUGGACAACGGCUUGAUAGACGUCGGUCUAUUGGCGGGAGUGUGGGGAGAUGGAAAAGUACGGGUCUUGGACAUCAAGCUACAAAAGGAGUUCAAGAAAUUGCAAAUAGUGAGAGUGACCUCACCAGCGUUCGAGGCGAUCACACCUUCGACCAUCUGUACCACAGUGGCUUGGCUCUCCCCGAGUGAUAUUGCAGUAGGCUGUGCCAACGGUUUUGUCGCGUUGUGGAGCAUUCUACCUUCCUCUAGUCCCGAUCCAUACCUCUACCACCCCAUUCAUACCAGUUACGUCUUGAAUAUCGCUUCCGGUUACCCGGCAUAUCCACACCUCAUCUCAACGAUAUCAGUCGAUGGGGAAACUCGAAUGUGGUCUAUUGUUGAUCCCAUUGGCGAGAAUACAAGCACCGUCCGCGUGCGAUUGAGCUCCUCUCAACUUAGCUAUUCCCCUGUGCUUCAAUCAUUUUGCUCUAGUGAUGAAAACGAAUACGGCCGACUGAUGCCGAUCCGUCGGUUUUUUGCCACUAAUGCGUCCGGAAGACUCAAUGGCACCGUCUCCGCUCUGGCUCCUUGUAGCUUCUGGCACCCCAGCCUCCUCUUUGGUGGCACUGCUGGGGAAGUGAUGGGAACCAACCCUAUGCGUCGCAUCAUGUACGGGAAGGAGCCCCAGUGGCAGCAGAUGUGGUUUAUCCACCAUUGGGUCCCAGGGCAUGACGCCAACGGUUCAGGCGUCAGCCGAUUUCAUGAGGGAUUUCGGGCAGAAAACCCCGGUGUUGUGAAGAGUGGAGAGAGUCGACCAUUGGGCUUGAGUCUCACUACGAUUCACGAUGAAGGUACACACGUCACAGCACUGGGAUGGAAUCCUAACCGCUUGUGUGCAGGCUGGGGCAGUGCGGCGGUUGGCUGUGGCCUAUUGCGGGUCGAAGAUCUUACCGUCUAG
Messenger RNA from Penicillium malachiteum, 2190 nucleotides. Its product is annotated as transcription factor TFIIIC subunit TFC6. NCBI's taxonomy places the organism in Eukaryota, Fungi, Ascomycota, Eurotiomycetes, Eurotiales, Aspergillaceae. The transcript has 2 exons. Gene Ontology annotation, biological process: transcription by RNA polymerase III. Bases 1 to 2190 code for a protein of 729 amino acids. The record is from RefSeq and is a predicted model, not a curated record. Gene Ontology annotation, cellular component: transcription factor TFIIIC complex. Gene Ontology annotation, molecular function: protein binding.